AUGGCGGACUUCGCGCUUGGGUUAGCCAAGACGGCGGUGGAGGGGACCCUGAGCAGAGUCCAAUCUGCGAUCGAUGAAGAGGACAAGCAAACGAAGGCGGCACAGCAGGACCUGGUGUUCAUCACCGGGGAAUUACAAAUGAUGCAAUCCUUUCUUAACAUCGCCAGUAAGGAGCGUGUCAGGAAUGAAGUGGUGAGGACCUGGGUGCGGCAGCUCCGUAACCUGGCCUUUGAUGUCGAAGACUGCGUCGAGUUCGUUAUCCACCUAGAUAAUGACUCGACCUGGAGCUGGGUGUGGCGCCUGGUGCCGUCCUGCAUGGCACCACCUCGGACUCGGGACCUGGACAUGGCGGUCGCUGAGCUGAAGCAACUCAAGGCGAGGGUCGAGGAGGUAAGCCGGAGGAACGCCCGCUACAAUCUAAUAAGCGACUCCGGCUCCAAUCCCAUCUCACAGUCACCGGCAGAGCAGCUGGCCACCACCGGCCAAUCAACAAUUGAUAUCCUGAUGGAUCUAUGGGAGGCCAAUGCGAAGCAACCCGGUUUGUGCGACCUCCGAAAGUUGAUUACCAAGGAGGGCAAUGACCUUCAAGUAAUUUCUUUGUGGGGAAGUGCAGGAUCUGAUAUUGAGGUGACGGAGAUCAUCAAUGAAGCUUAUUGCGACCAAGAAAUCUACCACAUAUUCAAAAGACGUGCCUGGGUAAAGGUGGUGUUUCCAUUUAACCCUGACGAGUUCCUCAAGAACUUGCAGACCCAGUUACAAGCCAGCUCUCGGUCUUGUCAAGCGGUCGAUUUCAAGGGCAAGACUUCAGAAGAUGAUCCCGUGAAGCAAUUGACUGAGCAAAGAUAUUUGAUCAUCCUCCAAGGAAUAUCCAAUGUUGUAGAGUGGGAUAUCAUCAGAAUGUACAUGCCUGACAAUAACAACGGCAGCCGGAUCAUCGUGUCCACCAAGCAGAUAGGGGAUGCAAUUUUUUUCACGGGGGUGCGAUACCGAGUAUCAGUGCUCAAAGAGUUCACUGGUGGCCAUUAUCUUUGUGCAUUUUAUAAGAAGGAUUCUAGGCAUCGGCAUCGAAAUGUCAUGGGCGACCUCAUUCGGCUAUUGCGGCGUCCUGGUGUGAUAUCUAUUUGGGGGACGGGUGAUGACAAAUUAACUCUUGUCACAGAACUGUUCAACUUCAUAUCGAAUAAGAAUAUGUCGCAAUGGUUUCAUGCAAAAGAUAUAAGGUACGGAUGGGUUGAUGUGGCCCAUCCAUUCAAAUGGAGCGACUUCCGCAAGAGCUUGAUGGAGUCGUUUCUUAAGGAUGAUCCUGCAAACGGUCAUGUAUACUACCGCCAGUGCCUGGUCGUUAUUCACGGUGUGCAGUCCACCGAGGAGUGGCAGGACAUAAAAAGUGGACUCGCAUCGGAACAUAUCAUGGGUUAUAUCAUUGUCAUCACAAAUCACGAAACUGUGGCCACAAGUUGUGUACGUCAUGACUAUCAUGCCCUCAACAUCAACGACGUGGCCCUUCAUCCUUCCAUGCAGAUACGUGACUAUAUGGAAGAACUCUUUUGGCGACUACGACAUCGUAGCGUGAUCUCCGUGUGUGGUGACACAUCAACACUCUUAAAACAAGUGUACGACGGCAUAAAGCAUCAGCAUGUGGAAUUCAAGGAGGUAGAACAUUUUGAGUAUUACGUAUGGGUGGACGUACCCCAUCCAUUCGAUCAGAAGGAAUUCUUUCAUCGCUUGUCCAAGGGAUUGUUUCCGGAUGCAGAGGAUGAGGAUGCAAAUGAAAGCUUUUAUAGGGCUCAUGAAAAAAAGGGCAUUUUUAUCAUAAACGGUCUGCAAUCCACGGCAGAGUGGAAGUUGAUAAAACCAGUCCUCGUGGGGCAGGUUGCUGAGAGUCGUGUCAUCCUUAUUUCAAAUGAAGAAAAUGUGGCCAAACAUCUUGUAGAACAUCUGGAAGCCAACGAGGCCCACAGUCGUCCCUUGACAAAGGCCACUGACUACUAUGGAUAUGGAGAUAACAAGGAGGCUUCUCGAAGUAUGUUUCUGCCCAACAGAAUGGAAGAGCCAAAUUUUUUGCAUUUUGGAAAGGAGGCGUAUUUUAAGUUGAGCCGCAUUAAACGACAUACUGGGGUCAUCUCGGUAUGGGGCAUUGCUGGUGUUGGGAAAUCAAAUCUCGUCAGACACAGCUACCACUCCUAUCUAGAUAUGAAGUUUAAUUAUUGUCUCGAUGAAAGGUUUGCAUGGGUUGAUGUGCCCGACCCAUUUGAUUUGGUGGAGUUUUCUCGGCUCUUACAUCUGGGUUUCCAUCGAUGUGAUCUUGAAACCAUGGAAGCUGUAGCAAUUGGUAUUAUGCAGGGCCAAGACCCAAUUCAUGGGUGCCGUGAAAUUCUUCUUCAAGACGGGUAUCUUACCAUUACCAUUAUUAUUGAUGGCCUGCGGUCCACGUAUGACUGGGACUUGAUCGAAACCGCCCUUUUAUCCCAGCCUACUACAAAGUCCACAAUAGUUGUCAUCACAACUGAAGAAAGCAUUGCCAAACAUAGUGUCAAGCAUCAGGCAGAUCAAAUGAUCAAUGUCAAAUGUCUAGAAGAUGACGAGGCUUAUGAUAUCUUCAAAAAGAUUAUUGAUCCUGAGGAGCUGGCUAGCCUAAAGGAAAAGGUGGACCUUGCAAAACUUGUAGCAAAAUGUGGUGGCCUUCCGCAAGUAGUGUCUGCUAUAGGGAAAGUCUCUGGGUCAUUCUUGGAGCAUAUGAAUGAGGAUUUUAUGGUCAAAUUGGAGACCUGCCCUCAGUUACAUAGUUUGAGCGGUAUAUUAUCUUGGAUGCAUUCCUAUUUUGAUGCUUGUUCAGAUUUGGUAAAGCCAUGUAUCUUCUACCUGUCUAUCUUCCCUGCAAGCAGCAAAAUUAGGCGAGGUCGUUUACUGAGGAGAUGGAUCGCCGAGGGCUACUCCAGGGACACACCUGGUUGUACCGCAAGGGAGAAUGCACAAAAGCGUUUUUCUGAGCUUGUUGAAUUGAGCAUAAUCCAGCAAGCAACAAGUCAGGUCCAUUGUAAAGUUAACGGAUUCUUCCGUGAAUACAUCAUCUCGCGGCCAAUGGAGGAUAAUCUUGUUUUUACAUUGGAUGGGCGUUGCUGUCCAAACACGCAACGCACAGGACAACACCUGGCCAUAAUGACUGACUGGCACAGGGACCAAAAUGUGUUUGAGAGCAUUGACUUCGCACGGCUGCGGUCUUUGACGGUGUUUGGGAUAUGGGAUUCAUUCUUUAUCUCCGACAAGAUGAAGCGGCUUCGAGUGCUCGACCUAGAAGAUAUGAUAGAUGUAACAAAUGAUGAUCUUGAGCAGAUGUUUGUGAAGUUGUUGUGCCUCAAGUUCAUCUCCCUGAGAGGAUGCAGGAAGAUUAGUCGUCUGCCGAAUACAUUGGGAGGGCUGAGGCAGUUACAGACUCUUGAUGUAAGAUUGACCUCCAUAGUCAUGUUGCCAUCUGCUAUCAUCAAGCUACAGAAGCUGCAAUACAUCCGUGCAGGUACAGAUCAAGAUUGGACAUCGGCAUCAUUAGAAGAUUGCGAUGGGGUCAGAAGCCAACUACCAGCAGUAACAUCAACAGAGCGAGAAGGCCAUGAUGGCAACAUAUCUGCAGGCCAGCCAACAGUAAAAACAUCUCCUGAAAAUGGCAUUGUCGUAAGCUCAGCACAGGCAACAACAUCAACAGAAGCCCCGUCAUCUACUUCAGUACCUCAGUUGCCCAAGUUUCCACGUGUUACGUGGAGCUUGUGUGGGUCCGAAAGAGAUAAAGAGGCCCAACAUCAAAAUGGCGGUGGUGUUGAGGUUCCUGUUGGGAUUGAAAAACUUGUGGCCUUGCAUACUGUUGGUGUAUUGAAUGUCAAUGCAGCAGGUGGGGAGGCCUUUCUGAAGCACCUCGCAAAACUAACCCAAUUGCUCAAGCUUAGAGUGUGUGGUAUCAAUAAGAAAAACUGGCAGCUGUUGUGCUGUGCCCUCUCGGAAUCAGAUCAUGGCCAUAUGGAAUCCUUGUCAGUGCGAUUCGACGAGGAUUGCCUCGACGAUAGAUUCAACCCGCCCAAGACCCUAAAGAGCCUUAAGCUGUACGGGCCUAUAAGGAAAUUGCCUGUCACUAUCAAGGCUCUUGUAAAUCUCAAAAAGUUGGAUCUUGAGAUGACUAUUACAAGGGCAGAUGACAUGCACUUAUUCUUGAAAGACAAAUUACCACGUCAAGGAGUCCUAAAUCGUCUCUGCGUCAAGGUGCAAGGAGACCUUGAGGUAGAUUUUUCCUCGUUUGAAUUCCAAUACUUCGACUCUGACGAUCUGUUCAAACCUCGGGUCCUCAAGAUGGAUUGUAGCUCCAAGUUAGAGGUAACUUUUGGAGGCAUAUUAGGCUUUGUUGAGGUGUUGAUAAUCCAGUGCUCCAAGGGAUUAUCUAUCCGGGGAGAGGGGCUACAACACUUGUGUAGUCUCAAGAAAGUCUGGCUUAAGGGUACCCACAACGAGGAACAACGGGUGCACCUGAAGGAACUAGUUGACCGUCUUCAUAACAAGGCAAUUGCCUUGAAACUGGGGCCGAUGUAA
Molecule: messenger RNA, 4572 nt
Organism: Triticum turgidum subsp. durum (durum wheat)
Lineage: Eukaryota; Viridiplantae; Streptophyta; Magnoliopsida; Poales; Poaceae
Source: the annotation of a GenBank genome assembly